AUGGACUCGUCACCAACGGCGCUCCUCAAACUCCUCCUCCCACAGACGCCGUUACUCGUCAAAACCGCCCUCUGGCACUCCCUCUCCCUCACCCCGCAGUCGUCAAAAUGGGACCUGAAAACCUCCCUCACCGUCACCAUGAUCCGCGAGAUGGUGGGGCCAAAUGCCGAUCCGCAGCCUAUUGGCAAAACGCAGCGGUUUACGCUGCGGGACCCUGGUGUAAAGGGGAAAAUGUGGGUGAGUCGGGUGGCGAUGGCUGUGCCUGGGGAAGACGAUGUGCGACAGCUUCUUUUUCGGGCGAUUAGGGAGAUGGGGACCGGGGAGGAGAAGUGGGAGGAGCCUGAGCAGAAGGGGGUCGAGGCCGAGUGGAAUGGGUUUCGCAAGGAUGCGAAGGAAGGGGAGGGAGAGCCGGUGGGCAUGGGGGAAAAGGAGAAGUUUGAGCGGUUGAUGCGCGAGACGACGAGUGCAACGACGAUGCUGUAUUUUCAUGGCGGAGCAAUGUAUUUGCUCGAUCCCGCGGGGUAUCGGGGGUUGGGGGCGAGGAUUGCGAGAGAGACGGGGGGCCGCGUGUUUAAUGUUAGGUAUAGGCUGUCGCCGCAGAAUCCGUUUCCGGCGGCGCUACUGGAUGCGUUUACGGCGUACCUUUCCCUCUUGUCGCCGCCGCCGGGGGCGUUUCACGAAGCUGUUCCCGCGAGUAAGAUUGUCUUCGGGGGCGAUUCGGCGGGAGGACUGUGUUGCACGGCGUUGUUGCAACUUCUCUUGCAAAUCCACAGGAGCACGCCGGAUGGGAAGACGCCUACAGUGCGAUUCCACGGGAAAGACGUCGAAAUACCGCUACCGGCUGGCCUGGCGCUGACCUCGCCUUGGUUGGAUAUCACGAGGGCGUUGCCAUCGAUAGAAAACGAAACGACGUUCGAUUACCUCCCGCCACCCAGCCAAACCGACAAGAGAGAUUUCCCGAAAGAUGAAGUAUGGCCUGCCAACCCUCCCCGUGCGGAUCUCUACUGUGAAGGCAGCGCCCUACUCCAUCCCCUCGUUUCCCCGCUCUCAGCUCAAGAUUGGAGCGGUAGCCCGCCCUUGUUCUUCUCCAUCGGCCAGGAGAUGCUGAGAGAUGAAGCCGCUGUCCUCGCUCAGCGCGCUGUGAGGCAAGGGGUCAAUGUUACGUGGCGCGAGUUCGAAGCUAUGCCGCAUGUUUUUGCCGUGUUGCUGGAGGGGCUGGGGGAGAGUGAGGUGCAUUAUAAGGAGCAUCUGGAGUUUAUCAAACGAGUAGUGGCGGAGGAGGGUGGAACGGUGAGAGGAGAGGGGCCAGAGAACAAGGCCCCAGAAAGCACCGCAGUCCUAAUCCGCGCAAAGACACUAAAGAGAGAAGAGAAAGACGUAAGCACGGGUCUAACACAAAUCACAGACGAAGAAGCUAAAGAAAUGAUGAUCAAAGGCCAGGAGAGGAUCGAGAGGAAGUUCGCUCGAGGUAAGGAUCCAGCGGCUGAGAGACCCAUGUUGUAA
Bipolaris oryzae ATCC 44560 is the source of this 1503-nucleotide messenger RNA. RefSeq lists its product as uncharacterized. The transcript has a single exon. NCBI's taxonomy places the organism in Eukaryota, Fungi, Ascomycota, Dothideomycetes, Pleosporales, Pleosporaceae. Bases 1 to 1503 code for a protein of 500 amino acids. Gene Ontology annotation, molecular function: hydrolase activity. The record is from RefSeq and is a predicted model, not a curated record.